CUCUCUCUCUCUCUCUCUCUCUCUCUCUCUCUCUUCGCCAUUUCUCUAACCCUCUCUCUCUCUCUCUCUCUCUCUCUUCGCCAUUUCUCUAACCCUUGCUCCCCCUGGGAUCGCGCGCCCCCUCCCCCAACCUCCAUCGACAUGGCCGCCGCCACCGCCGUCGCCGCCGCCGCCGCCGCCGCCGAUCACCCUGCCGCCCCUGAGGACGAAAGGGUCUACCUCGUUCCUUACAGAUGGUGGAGAGGGGCGCAGGAAUCGGUGGCGGCGGUGGACGGGCUCAGGGGGAUCCCCUACGCCGCGACCCCCGUGGCGACGUCGUACGGGAUGAAGAUCAUCAGCAUGUUCAGCUCCGAUCUGGUCUUCAACCUCCGCCGCAGCGAGGAUUUGAACCAGGGCGAUGCGGAGGAGGGGGUCCCCGGGCGGAGCUUCGCGUUGAUUCCGUCGGAAGUGUGGCUGCAGGCGUUCAAAUGGCAUACUGACUCUAAUAUGGCUUUCAAGAACAACAAGAACCUGUCAAUCUCUGAAGAAGGCUUUGGUGGUGUUUAUCCUUUAAUGCUCAGGAUAUCUGUUAUAAGGGAAACAAAUAUAUUGGCUGUGAAGAUUAGUAAAAAGGACAAUGCAGUCGACAAUUAUAAAAGAGCAAGCAAAAUAUUUGCUGUAGAUGCUGAGCCAGUUUAUAUUUGGGAUUUUUCAGGACAAACAAAUCUCAUCUUAAUGAAUGAGUGGAAUAGGCUACCUCAAGAUUGUCGCCAGUCUGAUCAGGAGAUUCUUCUAGAACUACAAGUCUAUGCAUUAUCUGAGCCUAUGGGUUGUAAAGUUGACGGGAAGAAAGAUGAGUUGACACUGCAACAAGCUAAUAUUACUGGCUUUUCUGGUGAUGAUUUAAUGAUGAGCAAUGGCAGUCAUGCGGAUGUGAAUUCUGACUUUUUAAGCAACAGCUCAAAAGGAGUUGGUUCCUUGGGGUUAACGGGAUUAGAAAAUCUUGGAAAUACAUGUUUCAUGAACAGUGCCAUCCAGUGUUUGGCACACACACCAAAGCUUGUUGACUAUUUUCUUGGAGAUUAUAACAGAGAAAUAAACCCACACAAUCCAUUAGGAAUGAAUGGUGAACUUGCUUUGGCAUUUGGAGAUCUAUUGAGGAGGAUAUGGGCUCCUGACAACAGUCCAGUAGUCCCACGCCAUUUUAAGGCAAAACUUGCACGUUUUGCACCACAGUUCAGUGGCUAUAACCAACAUGAUUCGCAGGAGCUUCUUGCUUUUCUGCUCGAUGGACUCCAUGAAGAUCUGAAUCGUGUAAAAUCUAAGCCGUAUAUUGAAGCUAAGGAUGCUGAUGGUCGUCAAGAUGAAGAGGUGGCAGAUGAGUACUGGGGAAAUCAUUUAGCUCGAAAUGACUCUAUUAUAGUCGACAUAUGCCAGGGUCAGUACAAGUCAACUUUAGUUUGCCCCGUUUGCAAUAAGGUGUCCGUCACAUUUGAUCCUUUCAUGUAUUUGUCACUGCCCUUGCCUUCAACAACAAUGAGAGCAAUGACUGCGACAGUUUUUAGUUCUGAUGGUAGUUCAGAGCCAUUUCCAUACACCAUAAGCGUUCCAAAGUUUGGAAACUUAAAGGAUUUCAUUCAGGCUUUAAGCAUUGCUUGUUCAUUGAGAGACGAUGAGAGCCUCUUGGUUGCUGAGGUUUAUAACAAUCGCAUUAUCCGUUACCUUGAGGAGCCUUCUGAUGCAAUAUCCUUGAUUAGAGAUGGAGAUAGGUUGGUGGCAUACCGGCUACCAAAAGAUAAUGAAAGGGCUUCAAUUGUAGUGUUUAUGCAUCAACGCAAGGAGGAGAGUUCCAUUUUUGGUAAAAUGACUACACGUUGGAAGAACUUUGGUGUUCCUCUUGUGGCUAGGCUUCCUGAAUCUGUCAAUGGAUCGACUGUCCACAGUCUAUUUCUGACAGUAAUGAACCCUUUUCGACAAUCGAAGGAUGUUGUUUUCGAAUCCGAAAAACAAAAUUGCGACCAAAGUCAUGUUAACGAAGUUAGUGAUAUGGAUGCAAGCUCUAGUGUGGCAGACUGUGAUGGGACGGCUGAUACCCUUGAAGGCAACUGUAUUGAGGAUGAAGUGCAAUUUUACUUAGCAGAUGAAAGGGCUCUAGUCCAGCAGGCUAAGAUUGAAAUGGAUGAACCGAUUUCGCUUGCUAGUUCGGGAAAGCGCUUGCACAUGCUUGUCUGUUGGCAGGAGAAGGCAAUGGAGCAAUAUGAUCUCAGCCUUCUGAAUACCCUACCUGAGAUUUACAAGUCUGGGUUUUUUGCAAAGAAGUCUCAGGACUCUUUCUCGCUCUAUUCAUGCCUUGAAGCCUUUUUAAAGGAGGAACCACUUGGCCCAGAAGACAUGUGGUACUGCCCUUCCUGCAAACAGCAUCAGCAAGCGAGCAAGAAAUUAGAUCUUUGGAGGUUGCCGGAAGUUCUUGUUAUACAUCUAAAGAGAUUUUCAUACAGCCGGUUCAUUAAAAACAAACUGGAAACUUUUGUAGAGUUCCCUAUUCAUGAUCUCGAUCUGUCAUCAUAUAUCACUCACAGGACCGAUCAGCCAUCCACCCAUUAUAGAUUGUUUGCUAUUAGCAACCAUUAUGGGAAUAUGGGAGGUGGUCACUACACCGCAUAUGCCUAUCACGAAGGAGAAAAACGGUGGUAUGACUUUGAUGAUCGCCAUGUCAGUCCUAUACUCGAGAACAAUAUAAAGACAUCUGCAGCCUAUGUUCUUUUCUACAGGAGAAUAUAAAGCAAAGGAGUGUUCACACCAAAUGACUAGAUUCUUACCAUGUCAAAGAUUCAAGGUGAAGUAGCUAGUGACCGACGAUCUGAAAUAUUGCAGCAACUAUUAUACUCUGUCCUUGUUUUCUUUGCUGAUUUGGAUAUGAACAAAACAUGAAGAUCUUGGUUGGAAGUUGAGACAAAGUGGAAGUGGAAUUAUUCGUGUGUACAACUUUGUGACUAACAAAAAGCAAGCCCGGAUGGCUACUGUAUGUUCAAAUGCCUUUCUCACCCAAUUUUUUCAUGAGGGGGAGAGUUUUGAUCUCGCUCCCUGUAAUUAUCUGAUCUCAUCAGGUAUUAACUGUAAUCUCUUCUUCUUCUUUUUUUUUUUUCCUGCAUUCUUAACAAGUCUCACCCUAAUAGUAUUUGAAAGUGUUGUCACCCUUUCUCUAUUUUUAGCUGAUUAUGAUCUUAAUCACCGAUCAAUUCGGUCUGCUGAAAUUGUUUCUGGUUCACUUUUAGUUAUUUAUCUUCUUUGUCGAGAUUCUUUCUGUACCAUUUAGUUGAUUGUGAAACUGUAACUGCCAAUUUGUUCAUUCAUGUAAGUUUACUCUCAUUUCCUUCAAAAAGAAAAGAAGCUGACUGUAUCAACUA
Ananas comosus (pineapple) is the source of this 3386-nucleotide messenger RNA. Its product is annotated as ubiquitin carboxyl-terminal hydrolase 8. Gene Ontology annotation, biological process: protein deubiquitination. The record is from RefSeq and is a predicted model, not a curated record. Lineage: Eukaryota; Viridiplantae; Streptophyta; Magnoliopsida; Poales; Bromeliaceae. The transcript has 13 exons. Gene Ontology annotation, molecular function: cysteine-type deubiquitinase activity. Bases 142 to 2760 code for a protein of 872 amino acids.